Messenger RNA from Penicillium expansum, 570 nucleotides. Its product is annotated as cysteine hydrolase family protein. Lineage: Eukaryota; Fungi; Ascomycota; Eurotiomycetes; Eurotiales; Aspergillaceae. The transcript has a single exon. The record is from RefSeq and is a predicted model, not a curated record. The coding region runs from base 1 to 570 and encodes 189 amino acids.
AUGGCAACCGUCCUCCUGAUCCUCGACGUCCAAAACGGAGUAAUCGACCGGCUCGACAACACAGAGCCCUACCUCGAACGCCUGAGAUUAACUGUCACUUCCGCACGCAAGGCCAAUGUGAAAAUCAUCCACGUUGUCACCGCCUUCCGCCCAGGCUACCCAGAAAAUAAUCCAAACAACUCAUCUGUCCCCUCUGUCGUCUCACGUGGUGAAUAUCUCGAAGGCCACUCGUCUGUGAAAGUCCACCCAGCCAUCGCACCUGCGUCUGGAGAAGUUGUCCUCACCAAGCGUCGUGUCUCCGCCUUCUUUGCUACUGAACUUGAUAUGCUUUUGCGCUGCGCAAACGCAAGGUCUAUCGUUGUCGCCGGCUUGAUUACCAGUGGAGCUGUGCUGUCGACUGUUCGACAGGCGAUGGAUAUGGACUACCGCAUUACAGUCUUGGAGGAUUGUUGCAUGGAUCGUGACGAGGAGCUGCACCGUGUGUUGAUGGAGAAGGUCUUUGCUCGCAAGAUGGAUGUUAUUUCGGGGAGGGAGUGGACCGAGAAGCUUUCCAUAGCGGAGGAGUGCUAG